ACUCAGGUUUCUGGCCGGGGAGGACGCCGGGGCUUGGAAAACCUGCAGGCCUGUAAAGCUCUGGUUGCACCGCGUGUCCCGCGAGCAGGCCCUGCGGAUGGCGUCUGGGCUUCACUAGAGAAGGCAUGAGAGCUGGAGGCGCCCCCGGGGGCCGAGCCCUUUGCUAGCAGCUGGCCUAAGGCCCUUCCUUGGGUUCCUUUUUUAAAUGCAAAGAGAUGGAAAGUGCUGUUUGGAAGGCAAAGAAGAGGGUCCUCCCGCCAUGGAUGGCAGCGAGGGAAGUGGAGCCAAGAAAGACUAUGUCAGCAGUGAGAGCCAAGAGGGUGAAGAAGCCAGCUGUGGCAAGAACCAUGACUGUCUAUUGCAUGAACGAAGCAGAGCUGGUGGACGUGGCAUUGGGGGUCCUGGCCGAGAAUUGUAAAUACAAGGAAAUGGAGGGGAACGUUCCAUCUGAAACCAAAGAGGAGCAGGAAAGCCAGCAAACGCCGAUGGAGCCUCAGUGGAGUCCAGCAAGCAGUGGCGGGGCCAGCACCCCCAGGCCCUGUGCUCAGCCAGAUACUUCGGGCUGUACUAGCAGGACAGACACUGAGGAUGACGAGGAUGAUGCUUUGAAAUACGUCCGGGAGAUAUUUUUCAGCUAACAUCUUGUGGGUUUUUUUUAAGCAGAGCAAAAAUAAUACCAAGGGAGAGGGUGAGGCAGACCCAAAGGCUGGCUCCAGUGGGUGGGGAUACAGCAAUGUGGGGCUGUACGGAUGCCCCCAGUGUCCUCCCAAUUCAAAGGGAGCCUGGAGCCGUGGUGUGGAUGGGGCCCCAGGAGAAGGGAGCAGGUGAGAAUGUCUGAGAGGAGCUCGCCCUUGUGCUGCCAUGAGCUGCAUGGCCAAUGUCUGGUUCAAGUACAGCCCUUGCUCAGCCUCUCACCUACCCCUAACACUUACCCCUUCAUAGCCUAUUCCUUGUGAGCCACAGGUCCCCUCCUCUGCAGGCCAGCUUCUCAGCUGAUACUAAAUGGCCUCCUGAGUGUCAGUCUCUGCCCAGAAGUCAUGGAGACUGAACUCCCCUCCCACUUCUGGGGUGGAGCUCGGCAGGGCAGGCACUUGAAGGUGUGGGGGAGACUUGCUGUGUAGCAACCCGUGAUCUGUGAGUAAACAGUUUGUUCUGCAGGGUUGUCAUUGGGGCACCUUUUAUCAGUAUUAUAUUAACUUUGAAAGGUUAUUAAAACAUUUAAUGUCUCAUUUAAAAACAAGUGUGCGUGUGCUCUGACUGCACCAUGAGCCACCCUGUGCUGUCUCCUCCCCCACCUGUUAGUGUGAUAUCACCUGUUAGUGUGAUAUUUACCUGAUCUGUCAGUGGACCUGCAUUGUCUCUGCUUGAUGACCAGGCGAGCCAGAGAAGCAAACCGGAUCCAUUGCCUACGGCAGAUGUGUUCACAAGCUCCCCCUGCUGUGCCUGGUUUAAAUGCACUUUAGUCAUAAUUUCUGCAUCUACCCACAACUCUUAAUACCCACUGUGUAUCUACCUCAGGCAGGAGUAGUAGUGAGCAGAGAGUGGUUAGUUUGCAAACGAUCGCUCACAAGGCAUAUUGUGCACAAAGAUUAUUGCAAUGGUGCGAAUACAGGGGGCUUUGAAUGCACAUGUGUUACUCAACCCGAGAGUAGAUAUGGCACAAGCUGAACAUGUUCUACAACAUUGCACCAGCGUGCUCCAGCUCUGCGCUAGUCAGUCCUUGGCCUGAGCCUACCAGACAGCGGGGAGAGGCCCAGUGGUGCUUUCUGCCCAGCUGGGACCUACAAACUGUGUGGUGAUGCCACUGUCUCAUUUGCCAUGAACAAGUAGCGGGUGGUGAUAGUUAGCUCUGAUCCUCACUCAUAGAGACUAAAUCUGUGCUACGGGGAAGGCUCAGCACCUGUUUCCCAACUGUCUGAGCUGCAUUUUCUGCCAUGUUAACAUAUAAAAUAUGAGCAUCUAAUCUGAAAUAUUUUGCGGGCGGGUUUGAAUGCACACUGCUGUGCUGGAAAAGGUUUUCCACUGUCAUCGUUUUGGCCUCCUCUUUUUCAGUCUCCUGGCUAAGAUCAAAGAUAGUAACACAUCUUUUACUGGUCUCACUCCCCAUCCACCUCCCCAGCUCCCUGUCCCUUGACCACCCCCGCCACCUCAUCCAACCCCCUUGCCUUCGUGACAGCCCCUCAGGGAUCCUCACCCCCAUUCAACCCUCUGUUCCCUGCUCUCUGAUUGCCCUGACCCCUAUCCACACCCUCACCCCCUGACCAUCCCCCUGAACUCUAGCCAACCCCCUCUGCUCCCUGCCCCCUUACCACACUGCCUGGAGCACCGGUGGCUGGCGGUGUUACAGUUGUGCCAGCCUGUGGGAGCCAGCCACACCACUGUGCAGCACAGAGCACUGUGUCAGGCCAGACUCUGCAGCUGUGCCACCCAGA
This is a messenger RNA of Chelonoidis abingdonii (Abingdon island giant tortoise), 2432 nucleotides long. RefSeq names its product cell cycle regulator of NHEJ (gene CYREN). Gene Ontology annotation, biological process: negative regulation of double-strand break repair via nonhomologous end joining; double-strand break repair via nonhomologous end joining. The record is from RefSeq and is a predicted model, not a curated record. Lineage: Eukaryota; Metazoa; Chordata; Testudines; Testudinidae. Gene Ontology annotation, cellular component: cytoplasm; nucleus.